Messenger RNA from Tribolium castaneum (red flour beetle), 4219 nucleotides. RefSeq names its product bicoid stability factor (gene bsf). Lineage: Eukaryota; Metazoa; Arthropoda; Insecta; Coleoptera; Tenebrionidae. Gene Ontology annotation, molecular function: protein binding; mRNA 3'-UTR binding. Gene Ontology annotation, biological process: regulation of mitochondrial translation. Gene Ontology annotation, cellular component: nucleus; mitochondrion. The record is from RefSeq and is a predicted model, not a curated record. The coding region runs from base 140 to 4159 and encodes 1339 amino acids. The transcript is spliced from 4 exons.
AUAAUCACUUUGGGGUUAAUUACCGGGGGUUUUGCCGCAAUCUGGCGAGUCAAAAUAAUUUAUUUCGCCCAAAUUGCGGGACCACGUUAGGUUUCGCGAACCGCAAUUCCCCCAGUUUUCCCCUAAAACCACGAGAAGCAUGGCUUCGAUUUUACGCUCUUCGAAAUUCGUCCGCUAUAUCGCCGGUUUUGCAAGGAACGUAGUGUUGAACACUCCUCGGGAGUUCGAUGGGAACCUCGUCAACACCACACAAUGUCUUUGCGGCGCAGUCCCGCGCUCCUUCGCCUCGCAAAUACCGGCACCACACGACCAGAACCUCGAAACCAGCCUCAGAAGACUCGACCAAGACGUGAGGAAAGUCGGGAGAAUCUCGCGGCGUGACAUUGAAGACGUCUUAGACGAGAUCAGAAGCAGCAGAUCGGCCACCAGCUCCCAGUCACUCCUCGUGAUACGAUGUUGCGGGAACUUGGUCCCGGAAGAACUCCCCGAAGUGCGCACCAAACUGGUCCAGGAGAUCUGGGCGACGUUAAACAAACUGAACGUCCCCAUGGACAUUUCGCAUUACAACGCACUUUUGCGGGUCUAUUUGGAAAAUGAGCACCAAUUUUCGCCGGCCGAGUUUUUGGCCGACUUGGAAAGCAAAGGAAUUGAGCCAAACCGAGUCACUUAUCAACGCUUAAUCGCACGCUAUUGCCAAGUGGGGGAUAUCGAAGGUGCGACCAAAAUCCUCGAAUUUAUGAAAGAAAAGCAACUUCCGGUCAACGAAAACGUCUUCAAUGCGCUUAUCGUGGGACACUCGCAGACGGGUGACAUGGACUCAGCUCAGGGUAUCUUGGGGGUGAUGACACAGGCCGGUCUCGAGCCCAGCGCAGACACCUACACUACCCUUCUAUGCGGUUUCGGCAAAAAGGGCGACAUUGACGCGAUAAAUAAAUUGUUCGAGGAGUGCGAAAGCAAGGAAAUUUACCUCCUGGAUAAAGAUUAUCUCGAUAUUGUGUACGCCUUAGCCACGAAUGGCCACAGCGAACACAUCCCGCAAAUUUUGAGCAAAGUCAGACGCGCAAUCGGUUACAACCAAGACGCUAUUAACUUGAUUUUGCGUCUGAUUAACAAAGGACUAGAGGACGCAGCCUUCCCUGUCCUUGAGACAGUAGUAAGAUCAACAAACCCCGACGGAACACAUAACCCCGUUGGUAAUUUCUUUGUAAAACAAAUGGUCAAAGCCAACCGCCCGGUUGAAAAAAUCAUCGAAAUGUGCAAUAAACUUGAAAGUAGUGGGAUGUACACACGGGGGUUGUCCCUCGCUGCUGAGACAAGUCUCGAGUUUGGAAACGACCAACUCGCCUAUUCCCUGUUAACCGAACUGAGUAAGAAAGACAUUCCGGUCAGACAACACUAUUUCUGGCCUUUAAUAGUCGCGAAAAGUAAAGAUUCAUCUGGACAGGGGAUUUUAGACGUCCUCUUAUCAAUGCACAAGUUUAAUAUUACGCCAAGCAACGAGACACUGAGAGAGUACGUUAUUCCGAAUUUGAAAGCCCCAAGUAGCGAAAUUUUGUCGAUUUUGCGCUCGGCUAACGUGCCAUUAGGGACGUCAGGGGCUUGUCUCGUCCAUCAUUUAUUAAACAAAAGCGACAUAAAGGAAGCCGCGAUUAUUUCAACCCAAGUAUCGGCUUUCUACAAUCCGGAUUUAUUGAAACGUCCUUUGACUAACUCGUUUUACAAAAACAAAGAUUUGGAGAGUUAUAUCAGAAUCGUGCGCAACAUUUACGACAACUUGGACCGACUUAAACGCAGCGAAGAGGACGAACCGACUCAGGUCGCUGAUAAAAACGAAGUUGUGGGGAACCUAGUGCUUGAUUUAUCCUGGAAUCGGGAGUUUUUGAACGUUGUCGAAGAUGUGCUUAAGGGUUUGAUUUCUGAAGGUUUGAGUAUUUCCACAACUGCGGCUGAGAAGCUUCAAGAGAAACUAGGUGAGAAGAUGACCGAAGAAAUAUCCAGUCUUCUCGGGAAAUUGACUUCUGGUCAUUUAACUCCGGUUCCGGUUCCGAAAAAACUACCAUCGUACACACCGUCGCAUCAGAUGAAUGUCGAGCAAUUAGAGCGUCUCAUUCAUAACUUGGAAGUUAAAAACCAGGAUACUAAAGGCUUGAAACGCCAGUUGUUAACUUUGUAUUAUCGGGAGAAAGAUUUGGAAAAAACCGAGUCACUUUUGGCCGAGUUGGAAAAAACCGAUUUCGUGUACUCAGCCGGGAUUUAUGCCCAACUUAGCGACUUGUACGCCCACCACGACAAGUUGGACAAAGCUAUGGAAUAUUACAACAAACUGAAAGAACUGGAAGGCAACGAAUUCAAAAUGGACGAGACGAAAAUCGUGUCAAUUGCCCACCUUUUGGUCAGAAACGGCAAAUUCGACCAAGCGAUCGAAAUCAUCGAAAAAACCCCACGUGAGAAUCUAAGGGAGGAACGCACUUACAAUUACGCGGCCCAAGUGUGGCGACUAUUGAAUUCGUUGGCCGAAGAAGGCCGAGUCGACGAAGUGAACAAGCUAUUCGAUACUUUGGUCAAGAACGACUUCAUCGAAGUGAAUAACAUUCUCUUGGGGCCCCUAGUUAAGGUCCAUUUGGUCAAUAAAGACAUUGACAAGGCUAUGGAAAAAUUCGAAUGGUGUGUGAACCAAUUCCGGGCAACACCGUGGAAAAACGAAUUGGCGUGCCAACUAAUCCAGAAGGAAGAUGCGGAAAAAUUACAAAAACUGACCGACUUAUCGACCUCCAUUCACGGCGAAAUCAACAGUCUCUACGACCUGGUUUUCGCUUUCGUCGAGUGCGGACGAGUGAGACAAGCCAGGAAAAUUCUGGAAACUCCCGGCUUGCAAACGCGCCCCCAGCGAAUCAACAUCCGGUGUGAGAGAUACCGACAGGAGGGUCAAGUCAAGCCGCUUGAAAGCUUAAAAGACGCCACUAAAGACUUGGACCAUAUCAACAGAAGCGACAUUUAUUACCAACUGUUGUUGAGUUACAUCAAGCAAGAGGAGGUGGAGAAGGCGCUAGGGCUUUGGACGCAAAUGCAGGAAGAGGAUUUGUUACCGAGCGACGAGUUUUUGCAAAGCUUAGGGAAAUUUUUACAAGAUAAGGGUGUUUCCGUCCCGUUCCAAAUCCCGCAAUCGGUGACCCCACCACAAGUUGUAGAAAAGUCACAUAUUCAACAGUUUCGCCGCAAAUUGAAAGAAGGCGACGUACAAAGCGCCUUGCAAUUCUAUAAUCCCAAUGAUCACAGUUUCACAGUCACUGAUACGUCGUUACUUAUCGAAAAGUUGAUCCAAAAUAACCGAAUUGGGGAAGCGACCAAAGUAACGUUGAAUUUACUGGAGACGGGAGCGACCCCACUUGCCCGAGUUUUCAAAUUUUUGUUAAACAAGUUGGCAAAUGCCGGCGAUUUGGAUUCUCUUGCAAUCAUAGAUAAGAAAGUUUCACAAGAAGUUAAGAAAACAAUCUCGUUUGAUAACCGCGUUUGCCAUGCGAAUUUAAUCGCCGGGAAAGCACCACAAUACUUGGAUCAAUUAGAAAACGAAAUCGACAAUGCCAAAGAUGAGGACUUGAAGGCCAUUGAGGAGAAGUUCCCCCGCGGGGGGGCUUACGGUAUCUUGGAACGCCAUCCCCAAUUGUUGGAAAAAUAUGAAAAUCUGGCGGUUAAAUACGCGCAAAGGGGGAUAGUGGCGCCAAUGAACGUCCUCUGGACCAACUACUUCAUUGUGGGGAAUGAGCCGAAGGCGGAGCAAAUCUGGAAUACUUACCUCAAGGGCGCCCCCAGGAUUAUGUUCCAAAGGAUAGUGCACGCCGCCCGCGAGACACAAGACGAAAAUCUCAUCAAAAAACUAAUCAAACACUUGAAAAACAGUAACGUGACUGAAGGAGCCGUCGGUAAUGCGUACAGUUGUUUGCUUGAUGUCUUGGUGGCGAAAAACAACACUGAAGAAGUGGUUCUGGCGUUCGAAUUAGCCCUCAAAGACGCCGGUUUGAACCACUUGAACCGAACCGCGAUACUGCGAGUCAAAGAAGUGUACGAAAAAUUAGGCAAACCUUUCGAUUACGCAAUUCCGCCAAAGAAUCCUCGAAUCGCCACGAGUACGUCGUCCGGUGAAGAGGACGCAAAAAAGUAGUGUAAUUCCAGUUAUAAUUUAUAUUAAAUUGUUUUUUUUAAUAAAAGUGUAGUUGAUCAA